AAAGCCUGUCACUCAUUGUUCAGUGUCAGUCGACAACGAAUUGUUCUUUUUUUGUGAGGAAUUUAACAUAUUUUGGAAUAAAAUGCGUUUUACAGUGCUAUUGCUCGCUGCCUUCGUAGGACUAGCUUAUGGUCAGAAGAUAAAUGUUGGUGGGUGUCCUGAUGUCUCGGUAAAGGAGCCUUUUGAUUUGACAAAGUACGUUGGUGUAUGGUACGAAAUUGAGAAAAAUCCCACUACGUUCGAGGCAGGAUUGAAAUGUAAUAAAGCAAACUACACGGCUCAAGGAGACUACGUGUCUGUUGUGAACUCAGGCGUCAACGAAAGGACCGGAAAACCAAGCACUAUUGAAGGAAAAGCAACUAUUCCUGACAAAAACGUUCCCGCCAAGUUAAAAGUUAAGUUCCCUGGAGCGCCCGUCAAAGCUGAUUAUUGGAUCUUAGAUACAGAUUAUGAAAGGUACUCUGUUGUAUAUUCCUGCUUCAGCGUACUGAAUCUCUUUAAUGCUGAAUAUCUGUGGAUUCUUUCAAGGACACCUACUCUUGAUGAGUCGGUUAAAAACAACCUCUACGAACUUCUAGAUAAAUACAAAAUUAAUCGAAGCCGAUUGACGGAAACCAAGCAAGAUUGUUAACUGUUUUAUGAUUUUUUAAUAAAAUUGUUUAAAAAGCUGUAUAA
This is a messenger RNA of Uloborus diversus, 675 nucleotides long. Its product is annotated as apolipoprotein D-like. Gene Ontology annotation, molecular function: pigment binding. NCBI's taxonomy places the organism in Eukaryota, Metazoa, Arthropoda, Arachnida, Araneae, Uloboridae. The transcript has 5 exons. Bases 83 to 631 code for a protein of 182 amino acids. The record is from RefSeq and is a predicted model, not a curated record.